This is a messenger RNA of Dermochelys coriacea (leatherback sea turtle), 6274 nucleotides long. RefSeq names its product STIL centriolar assembly protein (gene STIL). The coding region runs from base 1214 to 5215 and encodes 1333 amino acids. Gene Ontology annotation, biological process: smoothened signaling pathway; protein localization to centrosome; mitotic spindle organization. Gene Ontology annotation, cellular component: centriole; centrosome. The transcript has 17 exons. Lineage: Eukaryota; Metazoa; Chordata; Testudines; Dermochelyidae. The record is from RefSeq and is a predicted model, not a curated record.
UUUUCUCUUAAAAGGCCAAAGAGACCAGUAGAAGGAUAACCUUAGAUGUUUUUAAGGCCCGGCUUGACAAAGCCUUCGCUGGGAUGAUUUAGUUGGUGUUGGUCCUGCUUUGAGUAGGAAAUUGGAUUAGAUGACCUCCUGAGGUCUCUUCCAACCCCAAUAUUCUAUGAUUCUUUGAUAAUAAUCAAUAAUCACUGUAUUAUUUUCUUGCACUUUUUCUGGAGUAGAAGGAGACAUUAUCAGUUUGGUAAAGAAGAGAACAUUUUAAAACACAACCCUGUAAUCUCAAAAUAAAAUUCAGAACAAAGUGGAAACCAUCCAGGGCGAUUAUGGGGGAGGAGGGGAGGCUGUAAGGAAAACUACUCCCUUCUCUGGUUUACUAAUGUCAAUAAUCAAAGCAUUUCAAAACUCACAAUAUGAGUUAACCCCCCCCCCCCUUUGUUUGUUGCAGCAGGAAAUUAUGUUUCCGGUUGCUAGAAGGUUGAAAAGAUCCACCCAGGCCAGAAUAUGGGUUUAACAAAACCCAGACAAAUAACAUGCUGGGGACAAUUGUGCAAAUGAAACUCCCAUCUCCAAUGUGCCUUUCCCUCUUAGCGAGCAAACCAACCAACCUCUUUAUGCACUAAGGGUUCCCGAGUGGUACCUUCCCCCCAAUCCUGCCCCUCCCGCCUACUCAAUAGUCUCACAAUCUGGACUUGCUCUGGUGAGAGGGGUCCCGUGUAAACGCUAUGGGAGUGUUUGGGUUUCUUAUAAAAUCAUUAGUGGGGGGUGUGUCUCUUUAAAACUCUAACCCCGGCCAACCCGCCGGUUGCUGUGGCAUCCAAACCACGCCUCCAUUCCCGUCCCCCAACCAGUGCGCCUGCGCAGUAGCGCUCGCUGUUCCCGGGGACCGUUUAAAGCGGUAGCGUUUUUAAAUCCCCCUCCGCUUGCGCGCGCCGGGCGGUUGGUUGCCCGGGGUGUCGCCUGAUUGGCCGAGCGGGCGAGUGGGAAACGACGUGCUGAUUGAGCGACCGCAAAAAGAAGUGGGCGGAGCGCAGGCUGCGCCUCCUGAUUGGGCUAGAGGGCCCGGGCGGGGCGGGGCCGCGCCGCGGCGCCUGGGGGCUCAUUGUUUGGAGGGCGUUGUAGGGGCGGGAGCCUGGCGGUGCCGCCGUUGGAGCCGCCACAGACUGGAGGGCCCGGAAGGGGCCUGCCCAGGGGAUCGAAGGCUGCAGUCAUGGAGGCUAUUUAUGCUGUUUCAGAUCACCAAAUAGCUCCUAGAAUUGCUUCAAGCAGGAUGGUACCAUUCAGUUUUCCUUUAUCAAAAUAUGCACUUUGGGAUCCAACACCUGUGGGAGAUGUUAUUGGCACACACAUCAGUUAUUACAGAAAUCUCAAACUAUUGAUGAUGGAGAAGGCUCUUCGUCUUGCCUAUCGCCAUGCUAAGCAGAGUGAAAGAAAGUUCUUUUCCUGUUUUUUGCUUGGAACUCUUGCAGUGGAUGAAGACGAUGAAGGUGUAUCACUGACAAUAGACAGAUUUGAUCCUGGUCGAGAAGUAACUGAUGGUUCAGGGAAAGUCCCCACAGCACCUCUUCCUGGAGACUUUUUGAUUCCAUGUACAAUUAACGCUUGGGGAUCUUCCUCCGGAGAUGUUAUAGUGCACAGUUCUGAAGACUUCAGCUUAGCUUUUAAGGGACUUCAACACAGUUUAUGCAGUAGAGACUCUUUGGAUCUUUCCAGACUGCUCACCAUAAGAGUUCACAUUACUUCAGCAGAGAAGAUGGACAACCUAAACUUUGAUUUUCACUGGGCAGCUGUUACUAUAACAAAUGCUCUAGAAUACACUCCUGUGAAAUCUGUCCCAAUUAUUCCUACAGCCCUGGCAAGAAACUUAAGUGGUCAUAUGAAUAUUGCCCAGGUUCAGGGGACUUAUAAAUGUGGAUACCUUACAAUGGACCAAACUCGAAAACUACUUCUGGUGCUGGAAUCUGAUCCCAAGGCUUAUGCUUUGCCGUUGGUUGGAAUUUGGUUGAGUGGCAUCACUCAUAUCUACAAUCCACAGGUCUGGGCCUGCUGCCUGCGUUAUUUGUUCAGUUCUUCAAUUCAAGAAAGGGUUCUUUCAGAGUCUGGGAGUUUCCUUAUUGUUCUCUAUUCGCUGACCCAUAAGGCACCAGAGUUUUAUGAGUGCCUUCCUUGCAGUGGACAAACUGAAUUAGGAUUUCAGCUGCUAACAUGUAAAGAAACAUUACAUCUCUUCAAAAAUGUUGAACCUUCAGACAAGCACCCUAUUCAAUUUGAGCUGAAUGCGGAAAAACAAAAUGCAGAAACUGAGUUCUUCAGCAAAGUUUCUACGAACCUUUCUAUUAGAAGUUCUCCUCAAGGCUCCUCCCCCAGCAAAUUGUCAGUAAGUGAUCAUGACUCAGGUGUGGAAGAUGAAGAUUUAUCUCCAAGACCAAUUCCAAGUCCUCAUCCAGUGAGUCAGCAGGUUACUAAGAUCCAUCCUUCAGUUCCUGAACUCUCCCUUGUCUUUGAUGGCAGCUUCAUAGAACCAAAACCAAUGUCUCGGCCUAUGGAGACCAUGAAUAACACAAAUCAAUCACUGCUGGUACCUCAGCCUAAUAAAAAGACCUAUUCAACAGGACCAUUGUACCAAAAUCAAUGCUCUGAUAGCUAUAAACAAAGCUUCAGCACCCACGCUAGACAUUCUUCAUUGAGAAGGUUACCGAGCCAAUUAAACCAGAUAAUUCCAACUUUAAAACCUAGCAGAGGAAAGCAGCUGCCACUACAGCAACAGUCUAAUUGUAGGAGAGUUGACCUUCAAACAGGAAAGAGUUCUGGAUCUUCUUCCUCUUCAUCAUCCCCUUCCCCUUCAACACCUCGCAGUGGGCCCUCUCCUGAUACGUCUGUGCAUCAAUCCAGGAUGCCAUCUGAAAGACUUGUAUCUAGUCCUGAUGGAGCCACACAAAGAAAAGGGGAACCUCCAGCAAGGAGACCCUCAACAUCUAAUUCCAAGCAGCAUCCUGGUGCCACACAGCCUCUCCAGUACAACUUUGCUUUUUCCCAGAAGUCAAGAAGACCAACAGAACUGCAGGUGCCUGUCCCUCAAGUGCCAUCUUGCUGUCCUGCCAGUGUCUGUAGUUGUCAGCUUCAUGGACAUAUCCAAUACAGUUCAACAAAUGCUUGGCAAGGACUGGUUAAAAUGGGCACCAAUCGUGCGGAAAUCCAAUCUGAUGUUCCUCAAGAGAGUGCAUAUUCAGUUUUCCAUCAAAAUGUCACUUGUCCAAAUAUUUGCUGUAGUCCAAUACAUACCCCAACUAGUUCUGUAACUCAUGGGUACAAUGGGAAAAUGGGGAAUUGUUCUCCCCUUGGUAGCAGCUUAUCACCUGGGUCAAGACUUUCUUCACAUCCAAGCCCUUGCCAUCUUCAGUGUGAUGCAGCACAUUCAGCAUGCACACAUGCACCUGCCCCCAAAAUGGGAACAGAUAAUGGAAUGAUGGGAUUAUCUCCAGAUGCUUACAGGAUUCUUACAGAACAAGACAGGCAGCUGAAAUUACUUCAAGCUCAGAUCCAGCGUUUGUUGGAAGCACAAACUCUUCAGCCUUGUUCUACUAAAACGACUAUAGAUAACAAUGCCCUACAGUCUGAGAAGCAGUUGGAAUUUGUUGCCAUGGAAACACAGUCCUCCCAAGGUUUACACAUGAGAAAAAGUGUGAGCAUUGCUGUAAGCACAGGUGCUAGCUUAUUUUGGAACACACCGUGUGAAAAGCAAGAUGACUCUGUGUGUCCAGUUAAACAAGAGGACACUGAAAUAUCUAAAGAAGAUAUAAGCAUUUCUAUGAACACUGAGCAAGAUGCAAGUAAUACAAGUAUUGCCUCCUCAUUAAAGGCUGUUGACAUACCCAGCUUUGUAGAAAGUAGCCAUCUUGUAGAAGAAGGAACUAACCAGACUGGACUCAGAAAUGAGCCAGUUUCCCCAGCAUGUGCUCCGAAUUCACUGUUGGAAGAAAGCGCUAGCAUGUGUUUACAGACAGGACCCACAGAGGGAGCUAACAACCACAUGGUGGCACCAAAUGAACCAAAAACUGAGCAUGCUGGUCCAUCACUGCCUAGCCACCCAUCCGAUGAUCAAAAGUUUUACCAGGAUAUAUUGGGUCAAGUAAACCACUUCUUAAAGUCACCAUCUGGAGAAAGUGAUUAUCCAUCUACAAAACAAACAAUGGUCGGCAAUGAUGGUACCACAUGUCGGAAUAUAAAUAAGCCAAAGGAAAGGAGUUCAGUAUCUGACCCCGGCCUGACAGAUAAAGAUUGCGUGAUUAGUGCAACCCUUAAGCAAUUAAGGAACCUUGGAGUGAAAAUUGAAUCUCCUGACAAAAUGAAGAAAAAUGCACACAAAGUAGAGAAUGCCAGCGUAUUGGCCUGCAUAAAUCCUGAAGCAGUGGUCCCUGGACUAAACUAUGUGUCAUUUGUCAAUGUUGGCAUGAGUGGGUCAACUCCCAAUGGAGUUGAUCUGAGUAUGGAAGCAAAUGCAAUAGCACUCAAAUAUCUAAGUGAAAGUCAACUGACGCAGCUUUCUCUCAGUCACACAAGUGAAAAAAAUCCUGAAGAUUCAUCUUUCCAAAACCUCUUGCAUCUAAAUAUGGACAAGAGCAUGAUGGGUCUUAGCUUAAUUUCACCAAACAAUAUGUCCUUUGCAACCAAGAAGUACAUGAAAAGAUAUGGGCUCCUACAAAGUAGUGACAAUAGUGAAGAUGAAGAGGAGCUGCAAACUCAGAACUGCAGCAUCUCUAGUAUUGGCAAGUGUGAAGAUAUGUUAGAGACUAAUUUUAAGCCCAUGUUGGAGGACUUUAACUUCGGGAAAGAAUCUUCUGAAGGAGUUUGUGAAAGAUUAUCCAUUAACCAGAGACCUUACAAGGAGUCAACUGGAAGUUAUUCUUUGUCAGAAUCCGAUGGUCCUGUGUUGAGAAAUAUUACAAAUGAGGUCUUUCCUCCAAAAAUACUACAUCAACCUCAUGAGAACUCACAGCAGAUUCUGAAGGAUUUAAAGACAAAACCCAAACUUGUAGCUGGGAAAGUAGAGUUCACUCAGCAACCUGACAGGGAGAACCUAGGAAAUGUUCGUCUCUUCCCUGAAAAUCUACAAACUCCCACCCUGGAGACAUUAAAUCAGACAGACAGCAUGAGUUCAGUUGGUACCUUUCUUGAUGUAAAACACCUCAGACAGUUGCCAAAGUUGUUCUGAACUUUUUUUUGGGGGGGUGGGGGAAGACUGGCAACCAGCAUUUCUUGGAUUUGAAGCUUUCUCAAGGUUGAACAAGAUUAGAAGAAGCCAAUGAUUACGUUGCCUUUAUAGGUCACUUAACUUUCUUGGCAACAAAUGACUAACAAAACUGAGUAUGUGGUACAGUGCUGGUCCACCAGAUGCUCAGCUGACCUGGAUUUGUCUGACAGAUUUUAAAGUACAUAUGUACUUUUGUUUACAAUUUGGAUAUAUCUUUAAUAUCCAAAAGGUCAAUCAAUUCAGAAUAGUCCUGGACAUAAGCUGUGCUCCUAUAUAUUUUUAACUAUGCCUGUUUCUUAACUUUUCGAUUAUUGCCUUUUUUUUAAGCAUCAUUGACAUUUUUAUACAUUUUAUACCAACAUUGAGCUGUAGGCUAUAAUGUGUGGGUGGGAAUUUAAACUCAAAUAGAAUGAACUUACUGACAUUAAAGUCUACCUAAGCAUGUGGCAGGCUACUGUACGUAGAAAAGCAUAACUUUGAUUUUAAUUAGUAUAAAAUUAUUUAAAAUUCAGCCACAAUUGCACAUAUAAUAGACAUUAAAUGUAUCAUGAAAACCUAACAAGGACAUCGGUAAAAUUAGCACUCAAUGUUUUUUUGUUUUUUUUCUUCUGAAUAAGUGUCUUCUAUUUAUUUGAAAAGUACAUGUUAAUCAUAAAAGGCCAAGCAAAUCCAUAAGAUACAAAACUGGCCUGUUGAUCUGUUGCUUAUUUAUGUUUGAUGUGGUGGUUAAUCCUUGUUAAAACACUUACAAUCUAGCAAUCACAGUUAACUGUUAAACAAGUGACUAAACUUAAGUAACAUUGCAAGUAUGCUGUUUCACAUGGUUUCAAACUUUUUAACAACUCUGAGUUCAAUAAAGAAGCAAACUAAUUUGUUUACUUUUGUUCUGUUAAUAUGUAAAUUAACCUGUCAUUAAUGCUCUGGAGUGCAUUACUGAAAUAGCCUUUUUUAUAAUCCUGUAAGAUUUAUACAUUUGUUGAGUUCAUGAAUCUGUAAUAAAUUAUUCAUUUUUGUUUUAAA